AUGGCUCCCUUGAGCCUCAAAGCCCUCACGGUGGCAGCCCUCGCGGGUCUAGCUCCGUUAGUCUCCGCCAUUGGCCAGAAGCAGAUCAUCACGUUCGAGUCUUCGGACGACACUUUCCAGAUCGCCGGCGGCGACAUCGGGGCCGGUCAGAUCCGCGUGUCUAAGGACGAAUACUGGGGCGUUGUCCGCGCCGCGGGCGAUCUCGCUAUCGACUUUGGUCGCGUUACGGGCACAAACUACACGCUUAGCAAUGGAGAGGCGGACGCGUCCCCUGCCGAGUACAAGUUUAAGCCGGCUGAUGUGUCGGAUAACACGGUUUACAAGGUAUUAGACGAGGAAUCCUUCGCCGGCCCCGCAUACUCUGACCCCAAUCCGGCCAAGACCAUCAUUCUCGCGGGAACUAUCGGCAAGUCUUCCCUCAUCGACGGCCUCGUCGAGGGCGGUAAGAUCGAUGUCUCUGAGAUCAAAGGCGAAUGGGAGGCGUUUCUCAGUGUGGUCGUCGAGAACCCUAUCGAGGGUGUCGAGAAGGCUCUCGUCAUUGCCGGCGCCGAUCCCCGUGGUACGAUUUUCGGUAUCUACGAUGUUAGCGAGCAGAUUGGUGUGAGUCCUUGGUAUUUCUGGACUGAUGUCCCGACCAAGAAGCACAAGGACAUCUACGUCCUCUCCAAGGGCAAGGUGCAGCAGUCACCUUCGGUCAAGUACCGGGGCUUCUUCUUAAACGAUGAACAGCCGGGUCUCACGAACUGGGUUGCCUCCAACUUCCCCGAUGCCUGGAACGGCGCGGCUGGUUACACACACGAAUUCUGGAGUCUCGUCUGCGAGCUGCUUCUCCGUCUCCGCGCCAACUACUUCUGGCCCACUCUCUGGGGAUCCAUCUACUACACUGAUGAUCCCAAGAACCAACCGCUCGCCGAUGCCUACGAAGUUGUCCUCGGCUCGUCCCACACCGAGCCGCUCAUGCGUGGUCAGAACGAGUUCCGGACUUACUACGAGGGCCCGUGGGCUUACAACCUCAACAACGAGACGAUCGAUGAUUACUUCCGUGUCGGUGCUCUUCGUGCCAAGCCCUAUGCCAAGAAUAGCUUGUUCACCAUGGCGAUGAGAGGAACUGGCGAUACCGAGAUCGAGGGUGGCCUUGGCCUCAGCGCCCUUCUGGAGAUGCUCGAAGAGCUUGUCGCCAAUCAGCGAUCCAUCAUCGAAGACGCACUCGAGGUUAACAUAACCACCGUCCCGCAGACCUGGUGUCUCUACAAGGAAGUCCAGACCUACCAAGAAAAGGGCCUCCAUGUCCCCGAGGACAUUACCCUCCUCUGGUCCGACGACAACUGGGGCAACGUUCGCCGCCUCCCUCUGGCCAACGAGACUGAACGCUCCGGCGGCGCGGGUGUCUACUACCACUUCGACUACGUCGGUGACCCGCGCGACUACAAGUGGAUCAACACCAUCCAGCUCCAAAAGACCGCCGAGCAGAUGCAUCUAGCCAAGUCCCGCGGCGCCGACCGCAUCUGGAUCGUAAACGUCGGCGAUCUCAAGCCCCUCGAGAUCCCCAUCACCCAUUUCCUCGACCUCGCGUAUGACACUGACCGCUGGGACGUCGACAGCACGUCUGAGUGGCUUGAGGCCUGGGCUGAGCGUGAGUUCGGACCCAAGUUCGCCAAGGAUAUUGCCCACGUCGUGAACCGAUAUGGCCUCUACGCCGCUCGCCGCAAGUUUGAGCUCCUCGAGCCCCAUGUAUACAGCGUCAUCAACUACUACGAGGCCGAGUCUGUCCUUGCUCAGUGGGCCGAGCUACGUCGGGAUGCUCAGUCUAUCUAUGACAAGCUCGACAAGGAAUUCCAGCCCGCUUAUUUCCAGGUCGUCCUUCACCCUAUUCGUGGUGGUGAGAUUGUCCAUCAGAUCAACGUUGCCGCCGCUCGCAACAAUUUGUACGCGGGUCAGAAGAGGAACUCCGCCAACGGCUUGCUUCAGUAUAGCAUUGAUCUCUUGUAUGCAGAUGGCAACCUUACUCAGGAGUGGGAUAAGCUCCUCGAUGGCAAAUGGGCACACAUGCUCGACCAAACCCACAUCAACUAUGACGGUUACUGGCAACAGCCCAUGCGAAACACCCUCCCCGCCCUCUCCUUCGUCCAAAAUACCGUCAACUCCCUCGCCGGCCACGUCGGCGUCGGCGUCGAAGGCUCCAACGCCACAGUCCCCGGCGACGACAAAUGGCACGGCAACACCGUCAGCGACCUCGUCCUCCCGCCCCUGGAACCCCACGGCCCCGCCUCCCGCUACUUCGACGUCUUCUGGCGGGGCACCGAUACCUGCGAGUGGAGCGCCGCCCCUGAAGUGUCGUGGCUCAAGCUGUCCCAGGAUAGUGGCAAGGUCGGUUCCGAUGGAGGUGAGGAUGUUCGCGUGCUUGUUUCCGUUGAUUGGGAGAGUGUGCCCGAGGACUUUACGGAGAAGACGCUGUACAUCAACGUCACUACUCCUUGUCGUAAUUUCGACAGGUUCGCCUACCAGGAGCCCCGCGUCAUGGUCCCCGUCAUCAAGAGAUCCCCACCUCCCGAGGAAUUCAAGGGUUUCGUCGAGUCCGACCGCGUCGUCUCCAUCGAGGGCGAGCACUACCAGUCCAUCGUCCCCGGCACUAAGGACGACAAAGCCCUCACGUACCACACCUUCAAAAACUACGGCCGCACCUCCUCUGGCGUGGGUCUCGUGCCCCUCGGUAUCGAGAAGCUCAAGGUCGGCGAGGGCCCCGCGCUCGAGUACAACCUAUAUCUCUACACCAACACCACCGCCAACGUCACGCUUCACCUCUCCCCUUCGCACAACUACCUCGGUGACUUCGACCCUCUGCAGUACGCCAUCGCUCUCUUCCCCAAGGGCUCCGAGGACGUCGAACCUACGAUCGUCACCCCCGUCGGCAAGACCGAAGGUACGCAGAUGCCCGCCUUCUGGGGCUAUUCCGUCGCCGACGCCGUCUGGGGUCUCCGCUCCAACAUUACUACCUCGUCCUUCGAGGUAGAGAAGGAGGGUGAGUACGUCCUGCGCAUCUGGUCGCUUCUCCCUAGCAUCAUCGUCCAGAAGAUCGUCGUCGAUCUCGGCGGCUUGCGGCCUUCGUACCUCGGCCCGCCGGAGUCGUUCCUCGUUGGGAGAGAUAAUGUUGGGGAGAGGAACGGGACUAGUUUUAGGGAUGCGCCGAAUGUGGUUGGGGGUGUGAAGAGUGCCCUUACUGCGGAGGAGGAGGAGAAGAGUUCUGCGGCGAGGUUGGGUGGUGUUUCGUGGGUUGUUGCUGUUGUGGGUGUUCUUGCUUGGUUGACACUCUAA
Molecule: messenger RNA, 3312 nt
Organism: Scedosporium apiospermum
Lineage: Eukaryota; Fungi; Ascomycota; Sordariomycetes; Microascales; Microascaceae
Product: Immunoglobulin I-set domain-containing protein
Exons: 4
Coding region: 1-3312 (1103 amino acids)
Source: RefSeq, a predicted model, not a curated record